This is a messenger RNA of Triticum turgidum subsp. durum (durum wheat), 1215 nucleotides long. Lineage: Eukaryota; Viridiplantae; Streptophyta; Magnoliopsida; Poales; Poaceae. The record is from the annotation of a GenBank genome assembly.
AUGAUAGAUGCAAAUUCCCCAGGUUACUCAAGCAAUUUUAGUUCUCUGGCAUUUGUUAAAGUUAACGGAGCUACCCGCAACUUUGUGCUAUCUCAAGGAAAAUUAACCGUUGCAUUGGCCGUUGGUUCUUCAACUUUUAUUGCUUUAGUUGUUGUUGCAGUGCUUGUAGUUUUACGAAGAAAUAGGGCAGGGCCAUUAGAAGAUGAUGACAUUAUCGAUCAGUUACCAGGGCUACCUGCAAGAUUUUCUUUUAUGGAGUUGAAGUCGGCAACUGAAGAUUUCUCAAAAGUGAUUGGGAAAGGAGGAUCUGGUUCUGUUUUUGAAGGACAGAUUUGUGAUAGGCAGGUUGCUGUGAAAAGAUUGGAUGGCAUUAAUCAAGGGAAAAGGGAGUUUUUAGCAGAGGUUCAGACUAUUGGAAGCAUCAACCACAUAUAUUUGGUGAGGCUAAUUGGAUUUUGUGCUGAAAAGUCGCAUAGGCUUCUUGUCUAUGAAUACAUGCCGAAUGGAUCUUUGGAUAGGUGGAUUUCCCAAAGGCACCAAGAAGCACCACUUGAUUGGAAAACCAGAUUGAGGAUCAUCACUGAUGUAGCAAGGGGACUGGCUUAUCUUCACAGUGACUGUCGGGAAACAAUCGUUCAUCUAGACAUCAAGCCACAAAAUAUCCUUUUGGAUGAGCAAUUCACUGCCAAGGUAUCUGACUUUGGUCUUGCCAAGCUAAUUGAUCGCGAGCAGGGCAGUGUCAUGACUAGAUUGAGAGGCACGCCAGGUUACUUGGCUCCUGAGUGGCUGACAUCUGUGAUCAACGAGAAGGUUGAUGUGUAUAGCUUUGGCAUUGUCAUCAUGGAAAUUAUUUGCGGUAGAAGUAAUUUGGAUUACUCACAGCCUGAGGAAAGCUGUCAUCUCGUCAGCAUGCUGCAGGCCAAGGCCAAAAAUGACCAGCUGUUGGACCUUAUCGAUCCGCGCUCCGCUGACAUGCAAUGCCAUUUGGAUGAAGUGUCGCGCAUGAUGAAUCUGGCAAUGUGGUGCCUGCAGGUUGAUAGCCGUCAACGGCCUUCAAUGACUGAAGCCGUCAAGAUCCUGGAUGGUACAAUGGAUGUUGAAACCGAACUUGAUUUGGACCUUGUAAACAUAGACCUGAUGGUGGCAAAUAGAGCAGUUCGCGGGAAGACUGCUGCAACUCUGCAGAUAGACUCCGUCCUUUCAGGGCCAAGGUGA